Molecule: messenger RNA, 1725 nt
Organism: Xenopus laevis (African clawed frog)
Lineage: Eukaryota; Metazoa; Chordata; Amphibia; Anura; Pipidae
Gene: glt8d1.L
Product: glycosyltransferase 8 domain containing 1 L homeolog
Cellular component (GO): Golgi membrane; Golgi apparatus
Molecular function (GO): glycosyltransferase activity
Source: RefSeq, marked provisional
GGAAGUGGGAAUUUCUGCCCUGAUUUAAGAUGGCGGCGCGCGUCUUUUUCCUCCGGUCACGUGACGAGUGCAGCCGCUGGUGCUGAGGUGGCGGCGCAGUGAGUGCGGGGUCGGGAGCCGAGGGACAGGCUGAGGAAUCAAGUGAGAAGAUGAGGAGAGUUCAUAUAACUGUGAUCCUAUUGGCUGCCGUCAUCUUCCUGCUGGUUCUGCACCACAAUAUCCUGGGCCUCAGCGACAUCCUGAAGAGACAAAACUCAGACACUGGCCCCUUAGUCUUCCAGCGACUUGAAUCCCUUCCUGAUGCCCCUGACAUUGGCCCAGAACAUGGACACGGGGAGGAGAUUGCUGUGGUGAUUCCAGGGGUGGAGGAACGACUUGGAGGCCUCAUUGCCACCAUUAACAGUAUCUCCAGCAACACCAAAUCUAAUGUUGUCUUCUAUAUCAUCACUACCAAUGACACCAAGAAACACAUCAGUUCUUGGCUGGAUGGCACUGACCUGAAACGAGUGGCGUAUAAGCUGCUGACAUUUGAUGCCCGUGUUCUUGAUGGGAAAGUGCGGGUCGAUGCCGGGGCGGAGCCAGUGAAACCAAUGACAUUUGCCCGGUUCUACCUGCCCAGUUUGCUGCCUGGAGCCAAAAAAGUCAUUUACUUGGAUGAUGAUGUUAUUGUACAAGAUGACAUUGUGCAACUGUACAACACCCCAAUCAGCCCCGGCCAUGCGGCUGCCUUCUCUGAGGAUUGUGACUCCGUCACCUCCAAAUUCCCCGUCAGAGGGGGCGCUAAUCAGUACAAUUACAUUGGCUUCCUGGACUACAAGAAGGAGCGGAUCCGGAGCCUGGGAAUAAAGGCCAACACCUGCUCCUUCAACCCGGGGGUCUUUGUGGCCAACCUGACCGAGUGGCGGCGGCAGAACAUCACCCGCCAGUUAGAGAAGUGGAUGGAGCUGGAUGUGACUGAGGAACUUUACAGCAAGUCAUUGUCCGGCAACAUCGCUGCACCCCCCCUCCUCAUUGUCUUCUACAGACUGUACUCCAACAUUAACCCUCUGUGGCACGUCCGACACCUGGGUUCAAGUACAGGAAAACGUUACUCGCCGCAGUUUGUGAAAGCCGCUAAACUUCUCCAUUGGAACGGACAUUUUAAACCUUGGGGCAGAACAUCUUCGUUCCCUGAGAUUUGGGAGAAGUGGUUCCUGCCAGACCCCUCGGGGCAGUUCUCACUAAUCAGGAGACACGGAGAGUGAUGAGUCUGCGACUCCCGGACGUCGGUGGAACUCAGGGAAGAGACAGACGGGGGACGAUCACUUGUUCCUAUUGUGACAUUGGGGGGGGGGUCUCAUUGUUCCUGUGGGGGCCAAGGCCUCGCACCCCUAUAAACUGCUCACGUUUCCCCCAACUUACUCCUCAAAGUCAGAAUUCACAGUAGAGCCAAUCACAAUACAGGGUUGGGGCCCUCCUGCCAUUGCAGGGAAUGUCUAGCUGACUUGGUCACCACUAGAGGCGGGACUGAGACACAACUAUUGCUCCUCCCACUAGUCAUAACCGCAGGAACCCCGCCUCCUUCUUGCCAUAGUGUUGCUGCCUAAAUAAAUUUAUGUUUAGAGACUGGGCCAAUCACAAUUGGUAAUUUGUCUCUCCCCGAGGAAAUCUGUUACUUGCAACAUGGAGCAGCGCCCCCUAGUUUUCUUAUUGUGUGUUUUAUAUAUUAAAUCUAUUAAAUGAUAA